AUGUCCAUCCCCCUUCACACCAUAACAUCCCUCCGCACCACCUUCUCCCCCUUCAGCCCCUUCUCCAAGUCCUGCCGCCUCUUCAUCUCCCUCCUCCAAAACCCCUCAACGGCCAACCCCGCCUCGCCCACACAUAUCAACAUCGACAUCACCCAGUUGCCGCGAGGGUCUAAGCAACUACCUGAGAUGACGGUGGGGUUUAAGGGUGGCAAGGAGUUGAGGUUGGAGGUUGGCAGGCUAAGGAUGGGUUUUAAGGAUGUUGUGGAGGAGGUAGGGAGGAUUGGAAGGUUGUUGGCGAAGGAGGAGAGUUUGAAGGGUGAUGGGCAGCGGGGGAACACCGGGUCUUCGUGA
Paracoccidioides brasiliensis Pb18 is the source of this 351-nucleotide messenger RNA. RefSeq lists its product as uncharacterized. The coding region runs from base 1 to 351 and encodes 116 amino acids. The record is from RefSeq and is a predicted model, not a curated record. The transcript has a single exon.